AUGGAAGGUGCCGAAGAGCGGCUCCUGCGGGCUCUGAACGAGGCGGGGGAGAUAAAAGAUUCCGGCGAAUGGGCCGCGAGUGCCGGCGUGGAUCACGGCGCGCUAGUCGGAACCAUUAAGAGCCUUCUCGCGUAUGAGAUGAUCGUGGCUGAGGAGAUCGAGCACCAAUCAUGGACGCUCACCGACGAGGCGAAGGGGUAUCUCGACACGGACUCGCCCGAAGCGCAGGUGUUCAACGCCGUGCCAGAUGGCGGCAUCCCAUUGGACGCGCUGAAGAAAUCCCUCGGCGCGGUCGCGGAUAUCGGGAUGAAGCAGGCCAUGGCGAAUAAGUGGCUCGCUAUAAGCAAGGGCGAAGGAGGUCCCUCGGUUCAGCGGAAAGUGGCUUCUAUCGAGGAUAAAGUGCAGCGGCUGCUGACCAGCCUGAGCAAAGGAGAGACCCUCCCCACACCCGACCUGGACUAUCUACACAAGAAGCGCAAGCUCAUUGCGCCCAGCGUGUGGCGCACGUAUUCGCUGGGCAAGGGGGCCAAGUUUGCGUUAGAAAAGAAGAAGGCUGCCACGGACCUCACCAGAGAGAUGAUCCAGAGUGGCGCAUGGAAGUCGGAGGAGUUCAAGCCAUACAAUUUCAACGCGCUCGGUCUGCCCACCGAGGGAGGCCACCUGCACCCGCUCCUGAAAGUGCGCGCCCAGUUCCGCAAGAUCUUCCUCGAGAUGGGCUUCCAAGAGAUGCCGACCAACAACUUCGUGGAGAGCAGCUUCUGGAACUUCGACGCGCUCUUUCAGCCACAGCAGCACCCUGCCAGAGACUCACACGACACCUUCUUUCUCACUGCCCCUGCAGCGACAAAGGAGCUGCCAGAAGACUACCUGCAGCGCGUUAAAACCAUGCACGAGACAGGAGGCCACGGGUCGACCGGGUACGGGUACGACUGGAAGCGGGGCGAGGCGGAGAAGAACCUGCUGCGCACACACACCACGGCGGUGUCCUCCCGCAUGCUGUACCGGCUGGCGCAGGAGGGGUUUCAGCCGCGCAAGUACUUCUCGAUCGAUAGGGUGUUCCGGAAUGAAGCUGUGGACAGGACGCACCUGGCAGAGUUCCACCAGAUUGAAGGUGUGAUCUGCGAUCGAGGCACCACACUGGGCGACCUCAUAGGCGUGCUUAACCAGUUCUUCGCCAGACUCGGCAUCACGCGCCUCCGUUUCAAGCCUGCAUACAACCCCUACACUGAACCCAGCAUGGAAAUCUUCAGCUACCACGAGCAGCUGAAGAAGUGGGUGGAGGUGGGCAACAGCGGCAUGUUCCGCCCUGAGAUGCUCCAGCCAAUGGGCCUCCCCCCUGACGUCUCCGUCAUUGCCUGGGGGCUGUCCCUCGAACGACCCACUAUGAUCCUCUAUCACAUUGACAACAUCCGUGAUCUCUUUGGCCAUAAGGUUGACUUGAAGCUGAUCAAAUCGAAUCCAAUCUGCCGCCUCGGCCUUUGA
Molecule: messenger RNA, 1482 nt
Organism: Closterium sp. Naga37s-1
Lineage: Eukaryota; Viridiplantae; Streptophyta; Zygnematophyceae; Desmidiales; Closteriaceae
Source: the annotation of a GenBank genome assembly